AUGACCGACCUGGUUACUGGCGCCAACCUUCAGAGUUCCUCGACCAGCACCAUCAUCAAUUCUGGUGACGGCCUUCAGAAGCGACAGCUCUAUACCUAUGGUGGUCACAGCCUUUCCAAUGUCACCACGUCCACUGCUCAUCCCACCGUCUUUAGUGCUACCGGUACUGCUGUCGAGAACAGCUCCAUCACUAAUUCGCAGUAUAUUACUGGUACCGAGACCGAGACUGGCAUCUUCACCACAGUCUCGUCUUUGCAAUCUGCUCAUCAGUCUGCCAUCACUCGUACCAUGACUAGUGAGACCAACCUGACUGUGACCUCCUCUACCCAGACCGUCGGUUCUACCACUUACCUCACUGAGACUGCCUCGUCGGCAUCCUUGACCACCGGGUCCACAACUCAGAAAGGAGCCUCGGCUUCUACCACAACCUCGAAUGGAUAUGUUUCAACUGUCACCAGGUCUACGGACUCUCUGAUCACGAACACCAUUCUCGUUACUGUUGCUCCAUAUCCAGUCACUACUAAUGGCACUGUUCCGGUGGCUGCUGUUUCUGGACCCUCUGCCACUUUGACUUCUGGCUCUGGCGGAAAUCUGACCAUGACUUCUACAAUGAUCCGUUCUGGAACCAUCUUUGUCACGAUCACAACUGCUGUUGGUGGAAAUUCUUCAUGCACCGAGUACGAAGCCUCCACUCUUUACAGUAAUGAUGCUGUGUCUGCUACCAUGACAACUUCCACCAGCGAGUUGUCAUCCACUAGCCAGCCAUCCACAGGUGUUUCACCUACUCCCGCCAGUGGCUCGACUACGCCCAGUGCAGAUUUUUCUACCUCAACUGAUACCUGCACCGAUGUUGAGUCUUCGACAAUAAUCCCCAGACCUACCUCAAGCGACACUGAAAUUGUUCAUAUCACUUUGACUCAAACUGUUUAUGCUUAUGGCUCUACCACCACCCCCACUGGUGUGUUGACAACCAGCACCAAGCACUCGGCCCACGGUUUGGUCACUCCUGUUGGGGAUCCCACCACUACCUCUGGUACUACUACCAUUGUUUCGACUACGGUUCGCACAUCUACAAUGACUGUAGGAGUAAAGUCUUCAACCACUGUCACGGAUAGCUGCACCCCUGCUCCUACCGUCACUGUCACUGCCACUGUUGUCCAGACAGUGACUGCCAUCACUUCGAAUGAUGCUAUCUCUGCAAAGGAAGUCCCAGCAAGCGAGACUGGUCAAUCAUCUACGGUACCUGAAAUCUCGAUUUCUCCCAACACUACUGUAACUCUUACUAACCCUGGCCACAAGAAGACUAUGACUGUGACCACCAAUGUUCUGUCGACGAGCUCGAUGAACGUCACCUCUCACACAACACCCGGCGCGAGCUCCAGCAGCAGCAAAAUGUCUCACCACGUCUCUGAUGUCAGUUCUUACUCGAGAUUCGUCACGAGCAACGGUACCUUCCACACUGUUGGUUUGAACGGCACUGGUAUGACCACCAGCAUGACGGGCACGGCUGGCACCACGCUCUACAGUACCCAGACCGUCAUGGCCAACCAUACAGGUGCUGCCAUUCCCAGUCGCCCAGUUUCUGCUGGUGCCAGGCGCAUGGCCGGCCCCAUGGGCGGCGGUGAUGGUCAAGGCUCGUCAAAUCCUCCUGUCGCCACAGGUGGAUGCGUCAUGAUGCUUGUCGCCAUCCUUGCUCUUCUUACAGCCUAA
Molecule: messenger RNA, 1710 nt
Organism: Pestalotiopsis fici W106-1
Lineage: Eukaryota; Fungi; Ascomycota; Sordariomycetes; Amphisphaeriales; Sporocadaceae
Exons: 2
Coding region: 1-1710 (569 amino acids)
Source: RefSeq, a predicted model, not a curated record